AUCGACCGAGGAGGAUGUACCGAUCCGGGGCAAGUACAAUCACUUCAAGGCAGUAGUCGCGUGCAGUCACAAGGUUCGGGGCCAGCUCUCGGUACAAGUGCCGGGAAGGUUUGGAAAGGGUGCCUCCCUCUGGCGUUACAAUCUCGAUCGCGCCUGCGAUAGCCAUCGACCGUAGACAACACAUUCGCGCGGGUGAAUGCCGAGCAGCGAAACCCCACGGCCACGAGCGCGCCAUCGGUACCACCAACACUAGCACAGCGCCGCGCGCACGUUGACGUAGAAAUAAAAUGGCUCGAAGUACGCUGUUGGCACCGCUUGCCUGUCUAAUAUUCCUUAACUGUUUAAAGCCAUUGAUAAGCUGGCCGGCGAACGACAAAGACGCUCCCGCAAUGUCGCACCCCGAGUUCGAUCAGUAUCUUGGCGACUAUCUGCAGGCGGGCGAUACGCUGGCCCUCCUGCUCGACUACGAUGGAACGCUGGCCGAGCUGACGUCCCAUCCGAACCUGACGCAGAUGAGCGAUGCGAUGCGGGACAGUCUGCGCAACAUCGCCAACAGUGGCAAGGCGUUUGUGGCCGUCAUUUCGGGUCGUGACGUGGACGGGGUAAAGGAGAAGAUCGGCCUGGAGAACGUGAUCUACUCGGGGAACCAUGGGCUGGAGGUGCUGUAUCCGAACGGCACCCGCCACAACCAGGGCAUUCCGCGCGAUGUGGCCGACAACUUUGACAAGAUGAUCGAUCAGCUCAAUCGGGAGGUUGUCCACCAUGGAUCGUGGGUCGAGAACAAGCGCGUUUCGAUAACGUUCCACUUCCGGGAGGCGGAACAGCAGUAUGUGCCGGAGAUGGCGGCCCGUGCCAAGGAGAUCAUUGAAUCGUACGGCUAUCGAGCGAAUGCGGCCCACGCCUCCGUGGAAGGCAAGCCACCGAUCCAGUGGAACAAGGGACUGGCGGCGGAGUACAUACUCGGCACCAGCUUCGACGCGAACUGGCGCCAGCGGAAGGUGCUGUUCGCCGGGGACGAUACCACCGACGAGGACGUGAUGCGGAUGAUCAAGGGCACGGGAAGGUCGUUCCGGGUGACGAAAGAUAAGGACCUGGUGACGAGCGCGGACUAUAAAAUACCUUCGGUGGAUGCGGUUUAUCACCUGCUAAAGUGGAUCGAAUCGAGAGUCGUUUAGGGCCAGGCUUUCUUUCCUCCCUCCCCCCGGCGGCCUGUGGGUGUUAAGGUUUCGGCCUCAAUAAACCAGGGCUGGGUGGGGGAAAGGGGACAGUGACAAUCGUGCGGUGUGUUUGUAAACAAACUGCUUCUUAUCAAAAGAUGCUGCCCUUAUCGUUCUUCCUUCUUCGCAAGCAAAAACAACGCAGCGAUUGCCGUUCCACAGCUAACAACGAUGUGACGAAUGAUCAACAGUUUAGCAUUUCUAAUGAGGAUUGUUUUGAGCUGAUUGGGAUCAAACUUACUAAAGUGUUUUUGACCCAAUUGACAUUGGUACUAAAAUUUUGUUCUAAAUUUGCUCGAUUGGUGCUCGAACCGUCCAAAAGUAUGGAUGUGUGUGUGAUCACGCGUGUAGGAAGUGGCAAGUAUGAUUGUGUGCGUGUGAUCUUCUUGUAGCGAACGACGAUGGCAUCAUUUCCAGCUGUCAUUUAUUUGGCUUUGGUGUUUGACGAAAGAACAAAAUAAAUUUUGUGCUCUAUUGUUUUGUGAAAAUUUGUUGGAUUUUUUCAGUAAAAUGGCUACACAACCAAUGAAGAGGAGCAGAAAAGUUAUUUCUCGACGGAACAAAAAGCUUGCAGCUAUGUCGACGGAGUAUGAUCGGCAGAAUAUGUUGGGUGAUGAUGAUGCGGGAACAAGCGGAGUGGUGCACCGUAAUAUCGGUUUAACAUCCCAGUACGAUGAUCCAGAAUACGAUGCAGAAGUGCUUAUGGGAACAUCGUCUCACAACAGCGAUACCGAUUACAUCAGUGAUCGUUCUUCUGAAAGCGAAACCGACGCCGUGGCUGAAGGGUCCACAACUGCUCACAACUGCAACAACCAUAGCGAUAUUGGUGAAUGUUUGCGAACUUGGGCAGUUGUACGUAAUCAGCCACGCUCGUCGGUAAAUGAGAUUUUAGCUAUUUUGGGAAUAUGGACAGAUUUACUUCUUCCGAAGGAUUCUCGCACGCUAUUGAAAACGCCAAAAACCAUCGGGGAAGAGAUACAAUCGAUAGCGGGCGGCGAAUUUUGGUACAAAGGGAUAGAAAAUAAUCUCGUCAAUUAUUUUAAGUCAACUGUUCCAUCAAUCGACGAAUUGUCGAUACAGGUAUCCACCGACGGACUCCCUCUUCAUAGAGGUGGACCUACACAGCUCUGGCCCAUCCUUAUGAAGAUUGUAGAACUGCCCUCAGCCCCAAUUAUGAUGAUCGCAGUGUUUUGUGGACCAGCAAAACCAACCAGUCUGGAAGUAUUUUUAAGACAGUUUGUAGAGGAGGCAAAUGACAUUCAUCGAAGGGGAUUGCGGAUCGGAGAUAAAAUGAUAAGAUUCUCGAUCCAAGCUAUUAUUGCAGAUUCUCCUGCGCGGGCUUUCCUUAAAGCAACAACCUACUUCAAUGGAUAUCACGGUUGUAUGAGGUGUACCUGUGUUGGGGAAUACUAUAAACCUGGAAAAAAAAUUAUUUUCGACUCCGUUGGCGCUCCUCUACGAACGCACCAUGGAUUUAAAUCUAGGGAUUGUCCGGGUCAUCACCAGGAAUGGCGUUCACCCCUGGAAGACCUUGAUAAUUUUGAUAUGGUGGAUAAAUUACCGACUAGUUGUGGGUUGCACUUAUGCGAUGAGGGUGCGACUCGCCGACACUUGUGCGGUCUUAUAGGUGGAUCUGCAGCAAGGCUUGCGACAUGGAUACUGGACGAAGUUGAGUUUUGCGGUCCUGAUGAUUUGGUUUUCUUUGAUGUUCCAGGAAGCAAUAAGGAUGAUGCCGAAAUGAUGCUGGAUGAGGAUGUUGGUGGUCGGACGAGCUUCACUGGAGUGUUCACGGAAGUAUUGAUGAUGAUGCCGAGAGGAUGCGAGAUGAUGAUGCUGAUGUUGACAACUGUACCAGUUUUGCUGGGGCAUUUACGUUGAGGACUGGUCGGCAAAUUCGUUCAGAUUUAAUAAUCACUGGUCUAUUUGCCUGUUUUGCACUUUCAGGAGCUGAUGACGGUGAUGCCGAAAGGACGCGGGGCGAGGAUGCUGAUGAUUGCACGAGCUUCGCUGGGGCAUUCACGUGAAGGACUGGUCGGCAAAUUCGUUCAGAUUUAAUAAUCACAGGAGCUGAUGACGGUGAUGCCGAAAGAACGCGGGGCGAGGAUGCUGAUGAUAGCACGAGCUUCGCUGGGGCAUUUACGUUGAGGACUGGUCGGCAAAUUCGUUCAGAUUUAAUAAUCACUGGUCUAUUUGCCUGUUUUGCACUUUCAGGAGCUGAUGACGGUGAUGCCGAAAGGACGCGGGGCGAGGAUGCUGAUGAUUGCACGAGCUUCGCUGGGGCAUUCACGUGAAGGACUGGUCGGCAAAUUCGUUCAGAUUUAAUAAUCACAGGAGCUGAUGACGGUGAUGCCGAAAGAACGCGGGGCGAGGAUGCUGAUGAUAGCACGAGCUUCGCUGGGGCAUUCACGUUAAGGACUGGUCGGCAAAUUCGUUCAGAUUUAAUAAUCACUGGUCUCUUUGCCUGUUUCGCAGUGCAAGGAGCUGAUGACGGUGAUGCCGAAAGGACGCGGGGCGAGGAUGCGAUGGCUGACGAUUGAACCAGGUUCACAGGGGCAUUCACGUGCCAGGAGCCGAUAAUGGAGAUGCCGAAAGGACGCAGGAUGAUUUUUUUGACCAUUGCACGAGCUUCACAGGGGCAUUCACGGAAGGAAUAAUGGUGAUGUAGAUAUGGAUGUCUUUAAUGGUACGAGGGUCGCUGGUACUACCGAUGCCUGCGCUUUUACGCUGAGAUCUGGAAAUGAUGCCAUCGGUGCCGUUAUCGUUUUAUACACGUUGUUUGAAGCCAUUUCGCUAAACGUAUCCUAAAUGAACAUUUUGUUUAUUUAGUGAACCAUUUGAUUUCAAUUUAUCCUAAUUAAUAGGUACCUUUUUAUGUUUUGCAGAAAAUCCGACAGAAAUAAUAAAACAAAUUUUAGAUUUCAGCUUAUGAAGCAUCACCGAACAA
Anopheles coluzzii is the source of this 4161-nucleotide messenger RNA. RefSeq lists its product as uncharacterized. The transcript is spliced from 10 exons. Gene Ontology annotation, molecular function: trehalose-phosphatase activity. The coding region runs from base 288 to 1175 and encodes 295 amino acids. The record is from RefSeq and is a predicted model, not a curated record. Gene Ontology annotation, biological process: trehalose biosynthetic process. NCBI's taxonomy places the organism in Eukaryota, Metazoa, Arthropoda, Insecta, Diptera, Culicidae.